AUGGCAGCAAAUCGACUUGCUUCUGAGCUGUUCGUUAGCAGAUUAUCGUUUUACAUCACAACUAGAGAAUUGGAGAGGUUAUUUUCGCCUUUUGGUGUUGUUGAGGAAGUGAGGCUUGUGAAAGACCCAAGGACCCGACGGCCUAAGGGAUUUGGUUUUGUCAAAUAUGCUUCAGAACUUGAAGCUCAAAAUGCAUUGAAGGCUAUGAAUGGGAGGAUUGUGGAUGGGCGUUUGAUUUUCGUGGAGUUCGCAGAGACCUCGAAACCCAAAGACCCGGCUUCCUAG
This is a messenger RNA of Striga hermonthica, 285 nucleotides long. The record is from the annotation of a GenBank genome assembly. NCBI's taxonomy places the organism in Eukaryota, Viridiplantae, Streptophyta, Magnoliopsida, Lamiales, Orobanchaceae.